AUGGAGGACGCAAGGACAGCAAAUCCGGUUCCUGCUUCUCCUGCAACUGGUUGUGGAAGGGAUCACAGUACUAAGAUGGGGGAGACACCACAUGCUCCCUCUCCUCUCCGUCUUUCUAGCUGCAGGAGAGACAGGAUUACUAGCACACCUGUGGACGAGCAGCCUGAUUCUCCAACAUCUCCAUCAUCAUGUACUCUACCCAACGGCUAUUCUCCGGUGAUGAUAAGAAACUCAUCUUUAGACGAUUAUGGACCGCCACCGCCACCGCCACCUGUAAAUCAAGAGGAGGCACACUACAACGACAACAGCCCUAUAGCCAGCUAUACGGAUGCAUCAUUCCAGUCCAAUCAGGAUGUCGAGCCAUUCAAUUGUGAUGAUUUGGAGUAUGGCGAUAUGAACCCACCUGGUUACAUCGCAGAUCCUUGUGUGGUGGUUCGUCAAGCCAUUUCAUUCGCAGAAACAUCGCUGAAAUGUCACAAUGAUGACCCAAGCAACGAAGUGAAGUAUGAACUUAUCGAGGCUACCAAGAGUAAUGUCAUGCUUCACGGUAGCGGUUAUUAUGCCCAUGUCAACUUCACCGCGAGGGCAAAGGGAGAAGGUUCCCAGCAGGAGCUCUUCUUUGCAGAGCUGAACCUACAUGGACGGCUUCACGACUUUGACGUGCUUUCGCCCCUUGAAAGAAAAGGACGACCAAGUUGGUUCGUGUUCCCUAUAAUCUCCAUCUCCUCUAUAUAUUCAGUCCUAGCCUGA
Molecule: messenger RNA, 750 nt
Organism: Miscanthus lutarioriparius
Lineage: Eukaryota; Viridiplantae; Streptophyta; Magnoliopsida; Poales; Poaceae
Source: the annotation of a GenBank genome assembly